Vigna unguiculata (cowpea) is the source of this 1176-nucleotide messenger RNA. RefSeq names its product S-adenosyl-methionine 4-1-methyl-2-pyrrolidinyl-3-oxobutanic acid methyltransferase-like. NCBI's taxonomy places the organism in Eukaryota, Viridiplantae, Streptophyta, Magnoliopsida, Fabales, Fabaceae. Gene Ontology annotation, molecular function: methyltransferase activity. The record is from RefSeq and is a predicted model, not a curated record.
CAAAAUCCCAUCAUGUGUCAGGUCUCAGGAAUAACAUUGAAAUAACAUCUUGAAUAACCAUUUCGUGCUUCAUCAAUGGAAAAACAACUUUUCCUUCAUAUGAAUGGUGGCGAGGGUGAAAGGAGUUACGCAAAUAACUCCUCACUACAGAGAAAAAUAAUGUUGAAAGCCAAAGUCAUGCUUGAAGAAACUGUAACAAGAUUAUAUAGUCAUUCUUUUCCAAAGUGCAUGAAAGUGGCAGAUUUAGGUUGUUCUGUGGGACCAAACACUCUUCUUGUAAUGUCAAAUAUUAUCGACAUUGUUCAUGCUACAUGUAUUCGUUUGAAUCGUGAACCACCAACAUUCCAAUUAUAUCUCAAUGAUUUAUUUGGAAACGAUUUCAACACCAUCUUCAAGUCACUUCCUGAUUUCUACACCAAAUUGGUGCAAGAUAAGGGUCACAAGUCUGGUUCAUGCUUUAUCAAUGCCACUCCUGGAUCUUUCUAUGGGAGACUCUUUCCUAGAAAUUCCAUAAACCUAUUUCAUUCUGCUAAUAGUGUGCACUGGCUCUCUCAGGAUCCAUUUUUGGGAUUGAGUAAGGAGGCACUUAACAAGGGAAAUUGUCACAUAGUUAGUACAAGCCCUCCAUCAGUAUACACAACAUUCCUUAAGCAGUUCCAAAAAGACUUUGAAUUGUUUCUGAAAUCACGUUCGGAGGAACUUGUUCCUGGAGGAGCAAUGGUGUUAGUGUUACUUGUCAAAACUGAAACUCCAAGAAGAAGCAUUUGGGAAGCAAUUAGUCUAACACUUAGUGACAUGCUCUUAGAGGGGUUGAUUGAAGAAGAAAAAUUGGAGUCCUUUAAUAUACCAACAUAUGAACCAACAAUCGAGGAAAUAAGAAACGUGAUUCGAGAAGAAGGGUCAUUCUUUAUUCAAGAAUUGGAGAUUGCGAUCGUGCCUUGGGAUGAGGGAAGAAACGAAGAUGGUGAUGAUGAUUUUGUUGAUGAAAAUAUAAGAGCGGAGUUCAUAGGAAGACACACAAGAGCUGUAAUGGAACCUCUCUUAUCUGUUAACUUUGGUGCAAAAGUUAUGGAUGAAUUGUUCUUUAGGUUUCAAAAGAAAGUUGUGCAACUCAUGGAGGAGGAGAGAUUAGAGUAUGCUAAUUUGGUGAUAUCUCUUACAAAAAAUUGCUUAUAG